This is a messenger RNA of Paramecium octaurelia, 1700 nucleotides long. The record is from the annotation of a GenBank genome assembly. NCBI's taxonomy places the organism in Eukaryota, Ciliophora, Oligohymenophorea, Peniculida, Parameciidae.
AUGAAAUCCACUAAUACUUAUUAAUACAUUACUAAUAAUUCACAUUAAGAACUUAUAGAUUAUUUGAAAUAAGAAAACAAGCAAUUGACUGACUAACUCAAGGAGCUCAACAAUCUACUUCAACUCAACAAAAAAGCCUUAAAAAUAAUGACUCCUUAAAAUAACGAAGAGUAAAAUAAGGCCUUACUUAUGGUCCUCAAAAAUAUUUAAGAAGAAAAUGCUAAAUUAAACUCAUAAAUAGAGAAACUUAUAAAUGAAAGAAAUCAAGCCUAAAACUAAGUAUUAAUCAAUUAAUAAAUCACUGAAGAAGCACAGAGACAUGAAAAAGAAUUGAUUGUAUCGCUACAAAACAAAAUUACUACCUUAUAAAAUAAUUUAAGCAAGGCCGAAUCUUAAUUAUGCAAAUUAGAAUUGUUAAAGCCUGAAUUUGAUGAAUAAUCUGGCAUCUUGAUUAAAUAUAAAUAGAUUACUGACACCAACAAAAUCAAUAAAGAAUUUCAUGAUUAAAUUGAAACACUUAAUGAUCUGUUGAUUUUAUAAAUUAAAAAGAAUAAAAAAAUUGAGGCCGAAAAAAGGCAAUUACAAGGCCUAAAUCUAGUAAAUUUUAUUCUAAAAUUAGAAAUUGAUUACAAAUCUUAUCUCAAUUAAAAAUGCUGCCUUGACAUCAAAUGGCAAUAAAGUGAUUUUAUAAUAACAACAGUAGAUGGAUCCAUAACCUCAUCAAUUAAUUAAAUGUACGUCUGUAUUAUUAUGUAUUUAGUUUAAUAAAAUAUCCUUUAUGCAAUGAAAAAGGAUGAAAAUGUAGAUUCAUCAGAAUCAGAAGGUCUAUCUUCAGUUGAUAAUUCUCCUUUGGCAUCGCCGUUGCCAGUCAAACUAGAAAACUGCAAACCGUAAUAAGAGAGUUAAAAGCUAAAAAAUGCAUAGGAAAUUCCUAAGCUCAAUCUCAGCCAAGCAAUAAUAAUAUAGGAAUUGAAUGCCAAAAGAUAAAGUUAAUAAGCAUAAGAUAUGAGAAAGACGAAUGAUGCAACCUUAUUGGAUAAAUUGAAAUAGUAUGAUUAAGCCUUAGAAGAACUGAAAAAGAACUACCAAAGAGAAAUGACUUUGAAUAAAACACUAGAAACUGCCAAUAAUGAACUAGAAAGACGUUGUGAUAAUUUGGAAGUAAUUUUUAGUUUUUAUGUUUUUAGAGUUAAAUUUAAAUUCUUAUUAAUUCUAAUAUAAGAUAUUAAGAGAAAUAAUAGAAAAUAAAUAAGUAAUACCAUUUUCUGCAAUAAUUUUACUUAAAUAACAAGGAUCAAGUCACAACUACACAAAGUCAUAACCAUAGAUUCUCAUAAAGUCCUACUGAGUUAUCUUAAGAAAUAGUAUUAGAUACUUCAUUUAUAGAUGCGAAUGAAGCAAUUUUAUCAAAUGAAUAGGAAUUUAAAACCAUUUAAUAGAAAAUGAUGCAAUAAUAAUAGAUUUAGCAAUAGUUGUUAUAGCAAUAAAAUUUUUAUUAAUUUUAUUAUGCUAAUAACGUGGAGGAUGCAUAAAGAUUCCUCUUAGGAUUGGCUGAAUAGAUUUAUGGUGGAUUUUCAGAGAAAAUUGAAUUAAUAAUAUAGGGUUAGAGUAAAGUAAGAAGAUAAGAUGAAAAUAGAAUUAGAUCACUAAGUGAUAUAGUUGAAUAAUAAAAUAGAGUAUAGUAUAAUCAAUAGUAAUGA